Messenger RNA from Moneuplotes crassus, 871 nucleotides. Lineage: Eukaryota; Ciliophora; Spirotrichea; Euplotida; Euplotidae. The record is from the annotation of a GenBank genome assembly.
AAUUAAUAUUACAAAAUGGAGAAUACAUCUGAUGUCAAAGAGCAUUCUGCUCUCUGAGGCAAAGGAGAACAGCAGAAAAUUAAAGGAAAAGAAGAAUCUAAAUUUGAAAUGGAACAAAAUGGCGGGUUUACUACCCCCAUCCGGAUAUGGUUUGCUUCAUAUACAAGGCGUAGGUAAAAUCAAAAUCAAUGAAGCUGAAGGAGAGCUCACCACUCCUUCAGACCUCAAAGUCAUAGAUGAUGUAUGGUAUAAACUAACUCUGCACUUUUGGAGCAAAGCAGAUCAUCAAUUUACCAUGGAAAGAGUUGAUGAGCUGAGUGAGAUCCUCUCCGAAAAAGUCGAGGAUUUGAGUAGCUAUUACGAAAUGUGCUCUAAAAUGAUAGACUGGCUUAGAUCUAAAGCUAACUUCGCAGGAGAGAUUGUUUGAAAUCAUUAUAAAAUAUCAAAAGAAAAGUACUGCCAGCUGAGGGAUGAUUCACAAGAUUCAAACAUAUCAAAAUCCUUUAUGGUGAGGCCAACAACAGUGCAAAAUUUCACUAUUCCACCACAGUAUAAAAGUCUAUCAAAAGAUUUAAGUAAAAUACAAACUGAAGAGGACAUCAAAAGAAUUGUAGAUGAGCUAUACAAUGAGGCAAGCUGACUGGUUACCAGUUAUGACCCGAAUAAAAUUGUUGAAGAACACAAACUCGAGAUGCUCUAUCAGAUGCUCUUGAAAGAUCUUAGCCUUAUAAAAUACAGUCUAGAUUUUAAUGACAUCAAGCAUAAGAUAUUGAAGAUGAAGCUUCCUCUGAGUGAGUUUUCUCACUGAGCAGUAAGACGUGCACCCUUCGAAGUAACUUUAUUAUAAUAAUUGCCAGUCCUUCAUAUUCAA